Messenger RNA from Daphnia pulex (common water flea), 525 nucleotides. RefSeq lists its product as uncharacterized. NCBI's taxonomy places the organism in Eukaryota, Metazoa, Arthropoda, Branchiopoda, Diplostraca, Daphniidae. The record is from RefSeq and is a predicted model, not a curated record. The transcript is spliced from 3 exons. Bases 57 to 440 code for a protein of 127 amino acids.
CGCACCACUGCAGCAGUGUUGAGCAUUCUACGCUAUGGUGUAGACGUGUACGCACGAUGGGUAGAACAUUUUGGGUGAAUUUAUUUUUCGGGGUCAGUUUUUUCGUUUGCUAUCUUCACGAUGGCGACAUUUUGCCGAAUGGAUUGACCGUCGCUUCGGUGGUUGCGAAUGGUCUUAAAAAGGCAACUGAAUUCUUUACUCCACCCAAAAAAGAAAAUCGUGGGAAUUUGAUUUACAGAAUGUUGAUCAAAGCGGCAGCAUUUGUUGGCCCUCCACCUCCUCCGAAAUCCAAUUGGGAAAUCGCCCAGGAACUGCUUAAUACCGUGGUGAAAACCCUUGGGAUUUUGAAGUUCUUGUACAACGGUAUCACUUUUGUCACUUUUGCCCUUAGAAUACUAGCCGAAGUAUUUCGGUGGCAUAUAAUACAUAAUUUACAUUAAAGUUGUUUAUGUUUAGCCGUUUGUUUGUGGGUGAAAAAAGUAGUGACUUUACAUAAUACAGCCUGUUGUAAGAAAAUAAGCUCAG